Haliotis rufescens (red abalone) is the source of this 1339-nucleotide messenger RNA. Its product is annotated as neuronal acetylcholine receptor subunit beta-3-like. The record is from RefSeq and is a predicted model, not a curated record. Bases 31 to 1065 code for a protein of 344 amino acids. Lineage: Eukaryota; Metazoa; Mollusca; Gastropoda; Lepetellida; Haliotidae. Gene Ontology annotation, molecular function: neurotransmitter receptor activity; extracellular ligand-gated monoatomic ion channel activity; transmembrane signaling receptor activity. Gene Ontology annotation, cellular component: neuron projection; membrane; synapse. The transcript is spliced from 2 exons. Gene Ontology annotation, biological process: chemical synaptic transmission; regulation of membrane potential; nervous system process.
AUUAGAUUUCACCUGUAUUCAUUGGUGGAGAUGAGUGAAACUGAUCAGUAUUUCAUCCUCAAUGGUCAGUUUCAGUUCAAGUGGACUGACGCAACGUUAGUGUGGAACCGAACCGAAUAUCAUGGAAUUGAGGAGCUAUGCAUUCAGCAAAGGAAGAUCUGGCGCCCUGACAUAUUCCUUACAAAUACUCUGACCACAAGGCAGCAUCUGGGAACCAGAGAUAUAUUCAAGCUGUCAUGUACGACAGAUGUUACACUCUUUCCCUUUGAUACACAGGAAUGCGAAAUGAUUGUGUCUACUUGGAACUCACCAUCGACUGAAUUACUUUUUACCCUUUAUUCAGAUUCUGUGCAGCUCGUUUCUUUUGUGCCUAAUGGACUGUGGGAAAUUUCAAGCGUAUAUGCCUUGGUUGAAAAUACUGCUGCACAUGAACUUCCUAUCUGUCGCAUCGUCUUUAAACUUAAACAUCGUCCAACAUACUAUUUGGUGAAUCUCCUAGUGCCUUUGGUGUUGCUGUCAGUCAUUGGCAGUUUAGUCUUUCUGUUACCUGUUGAAUCAGGAGAGAAGACAGGGUUAUCAAUGACUGUUCUUUUGGCCUAUGUGGUGUUUCUCGCCCUGUUGUCCGACCACUUGCCCCUAAGCUCUCUACAAACAUCCAUCCUAACAAUCUAUAUAUCAGCGCUCAUCGUUCUCAGCUGUAUGUCACUCGUUUGGACUGUUGUUGUCAUCAACAUUCACCACAAGCCAGAUCACGUGCCUGUUCCAAGACACAUGCAACUGUUUGUGAACUGCAUGACGUGUACAAGAAAUAGGACAUUUUCAAGUUCUAAGGUAUCACCUGUCAAUCCACGAAUGUGCAACAGCAAAACCUCAGACUCUUCUGCAUCGAUUCCCACAAUAAGCAGCUUUGUGGCAGGGACACAUCACCCAGCACCAGGUACCACAGCAGAUGACAGACAGGCAUCAUGGCAAGAGGUGGCAAGAGCCUUGGAUAGACUUUUCCUCAUACUGUUCAGUGUUGCUGUGAUCAUUUCAACAAGCAUCUAUUUUGGAUUGACUCGUUAAGCAUCCAUCAUAGAUAUGUGAGAAUUUGUGAUCCGAGGAUAAAGAGGAACAGCUUCAACGAUGCGUUUUCGUUGGCAUUUUGUGGAAAGAUUAUUGACCAGGAACAUAUAGUUAUGUCAAUUUUUAACACUUAUUUAAUCAUAUUUUCCAAGACAAACACUUCCAGUAGUCAUCAUACUGAAUGGUUUAUAAGACAAAUAACGUUUCCACCAUCCCUACUAUAUUUCAUCCUUAUGCUAGAUUGCUAUACAGCUUAGUUUUAAUAUGCUUAAGU